AUGUCCAUUUCUCUUUCUGAGCUAGAGACGCAGUUUUCUAUUGCAACCAACUCCAUCCAUGUCGACGAUCGAUAUGCCGGGCCCGAGUUGGCGCCCGCGAUGCAUCCAACUACCACCUUCCGAUACCCUUAUAACCCCGACGAACUAGAGCCCCAACAGGCUCUGUCGAAAACAAAGCAUGUUUAUGCAAGACUCGCACGACCGACCAGUUCGCGACUGGAGCUUGUCCUGUCAACGAUUCUGAAAGGAGAAUGUUUGACGUAUGCAACAGGACUUGCCGCCAUUCACGCCUAUCUUACCUGCCUUACUCCGAAGAAAGUCGCCAUCACCGGUGGUUAUCAUGGCGCACACGAUGUGCUCCAGAUUCACGAGCGGUUGGCAGGAGUCAAAAAGGUCGGAUUACACGAAACAGACCAACUCGAGAAAGGAGAUGUGAUCCACCUUGAAACGCCUCUCAAUCCAACCGGCGAGGCACGCAAUAUUGUUGCGUAUUCCAAAAUCGCCAAAGAAAAGGGACUGUACCUCGUGGUUGAUUCUACAUUUGGGCCACCAUCUUUGCAAGAACCAUUUCUCUGGGGCGCCGACUUGGUGAUUCACAGCGGAACCAAGUAUAUUGGCGGCCACAGUGAUAUCAUGUGUGGUAUUAUCAGCACAUCUCCAGAGCGACCAGAGCUCUUCAUGGGUCUUUGGGAGGAUCGUUGCGCGCUCGGCAACGUCAUGGGUGGAUUCGAGUCCUGGCUCGGUCUUCGCAGUUUGCGGACACUUGACAUUCGUUGUGUCCGACAAAGUCAGAAUUGCACAGCACUCGUGACGUGGUUGUCUGAGAUGAUCAAGUCUCCGACGCCAAAUGAGGUCAAUGCCACAGUUGAAAGCCUCAAACAUGCCAGUCUGCAAAAGAGCGAUAUGGACUGGCUUUUAAAGCAGAUGCCAAAUGGCUUUGGGCCUGUUUUCAUGAUGGUCAUGAAGGAUCCCCACCAGGCCCGGCGGUUGCCAAGCAAGUUGCGUGUCUUCCAACAUGCGACGAGUCUCGGCGGCGUGGAGAGCUUGAUUGAAUGGCGGAAGAUGACCGAUCCCACGGCUGGAGAGAACAUCAUGCGGGUUAGUGUGGGCAUUGAGACCUUCGAAGACCUGCAGAGAGAUCUGCUGAAUGGUUUGCGGGCUUUGGUUGAGGAAAGUGGAAAUUAG
This is a messenger RNA of Penicillium canescens, 1185 nucleotides long. RefSeq lists its product as uncharacterized. The coding region runs from base 1 to 1185 and encodes 394 amino acids. Gene Ontology annotation, cellular component: cytoplasm. NCBI's taxonomy places the organism in Eukaryota, Fungi, Ascomycota, Eurotiomycetes, Eurotiales, Aspergillaceae. Gene Ontology annotation, biological process: transsulfuration. The transcript has 2 exons. The record is from RefSeq and is a predicted model, not a curated record. Gene Ontology annotation, molecular function: pyridoxal phosphate binding; carbon-sulfur lyase activity.